Messenger RNA from Talaromyces proteolyticus, 703 nucleotides. RefSeq lists its product as uncharacterized. The transcript has a single exon. The coding region runs from base 107 to 514 and encodes 135 amino acids. Lineage: Eukaryota; Fungi; Ascomycota; Eurotiomycetes; Eurotiales; Trichocomaceae. The record is from RefSeq and is a predicted model, not a curated record.
GAGUCCAGGUCUAUCAAUAAGGCGAAUAUCAAUCCUUCCAUAAUAUUGCUUCAAGUACUAUUGACUAUAUUCCUUCCAAAAUUAACAAAUAAACAAAUCAGUCAAAAUGGCCACCCCUCUCACAACCACCUCUUUGAAAGAAAUCGCCAAGUCGAUAUACCCAUCCAUAACCAACAAACCACGCCCAGAAUCCCUCGUGGACCUCCCGAUCGUGCAGAAAUACCUAUCUCCUGACUUUCGAAUUUACCAUGACUCCAAACCAUUUGGCGACGGAGGUGGCCGCGACGCCUUUCUCAAUCUAUGGAGCAAAUUCCUCACUGCCGUACCGGACCUGCAUAUGGAGAUAGUGGACGCGAUUGCGGAAGUCGACGAUGCUGAGAGGGGAAAUGGGAGGGUUUGGCUGUACUCCAGGAUAACAGGAUUUCCAGAUGGGAAAGAGAAAGAAGGUGUUGAUAUGAUGACUUUUGAGAAUGGCGUUUUUGUGGAGAGCCGUGACGUGCAGAGAAUUCUGUGAUGUGUCUUGCUUGACGAGAGGGAGAUACAUUGACAGCCGAAUACAUUCUGACGGCUUAAUUAUACCGGGUCGCGGUAUCAUAUUUCGGUGAUGAUUGGAAGGCUCAGUGAUUUCUUAGAGAUCAAUUGAUAGUUUACAACAGAGUCGAAUAUUUCCGAAAAUAUCAUGGUCAUUAAGCAUAUAGUACAC